Molecule: messenger RNA, 1989 nt
Organism: Solea senegalensis (Senegalese sole)
Lineage: Eukaryota; Metazoa; Chordata; Actinopteri; Pleuronectiformes; Soleidae
Gene: igflr1
Product: IGF-like family receptor 1
Exons: 7
Coding region: 748-1602 (284 amino acids)
Biological process (GO): signal transduction
Molecular function (GO): protein binding
Source: RefSeq, a predicted model, not a curated record
UUGGUCUUGUCGAGAUUGAGUUUCAGGUGAUGGUCAGACAUCCACUGAGAGACGUUGGUCAGACAAGUGCUGUACGCUAUGGUUUAUAUUUACUGUAUAUGAAUUGGUUGAUGUUUUGCUUCAAAACAGCAAAAGUUCCUUCUUUCUUCCUUCAUAUAGGUCUAGCUAUUUUCUAGUUUUCGCUUUGUUUCUUCUUCUUCAGAAUUCUCUGUUUCAGUGUGUUCUCUGGGGCUGCAGGAUGCUACUCUACAGCGCAACUCCGAGCAAGCCACGCAAGACACUGUAUUGCAGACUUUACAGUUUACAGGCGGCUACAGCGUGUACAAAAGCGUGUCAUAAAUAGAAAUGUGGGAUUUUUAAAGCAGAGAUAUUGCGGUUAAAGCUAUUGAGCUAAAAUGAUAAUAUUUACAUAUAAAAAUUAACAAAAUAUUUUAAAUGUAAAAACAAGGGGCGUAUCUCAUGCAGCCAGUGGAGUACUAUGAUCCCACACUGAUUUUGAGUCAAUUUAUCACAUGACCUGGAAGCUAUUGAGCUAAAAUGCUAAUAUGUAUACAUAAGAAUUAAUAAAAAAAUAUGAACAGAUUUUUAAAUGUAAAAACAAGGGGUGUGUCUCAUGCAGCCAGUGGAGUACUAUGAUCCCACACUGAUUUUGAGACUGAUCAUGUGACAUAAUAUCCAACUUAAAACUAACUUCACUGCAGUACGUAACUACCGUCGCAAACAUGUUUCAGUUGACUCGGAGUGAAGAUGGAGGAGAGACACUCCGACAGAUGUGGAGAUCUAACAACACGACUGGACAGAUCUACUGGACAGUGUGUGCCGUGUAUUAUAAAGCCAGGAUAUGAAGUUACACCUAACUGUGGCUUUGACGACCAUGGAGGGAGACAUGAGUCUCCUUUCAGAGAGUGCAGAGACAACACUUAUAAUGAUGGCAGCAGAGCACACUGUCAUCCCUGCACUCCAUGUCCGUCUGGAUACUUUAUUAUAGGCUCCUGCAACUCAACCACUGACACACAGUGCCGAAGCCAGAAGACUUCAGUCACAACAACAUAUUAUGCGACAUCUACAGGCCAGCCAGAUGCUGCUGGUGUACAAUGGGAAGUGCCAGUCAUCCUAAUUUCCAUCAUCCUUGUUCUAUUAUCUGCUUGCAUCAUCUAUAAGAAGUGGACCAGAGGUCGGCAUAGACAGCUGUGUUACAGAAGGAAGUCUUCAAUAAUUCGAGAGGGGUUCUUUUCCUUCUCUGCACCUGCUGGCAACAGUGAUCUGGACGCCAUCCUCAUUCCUGGCAUACAGUCUGCACCUUUACAGACAGUGCUGGACAACCUGGAUGUUUUGGAGGAGCUGGUGAUUUUGUUGGACCCUGACAACCAAAAUGUAAAGAACACUAGACACCUGGCAUCGCACUGGUCCUUCCCCACCACCCAGAUCAAUUAUAUUUACUCUAUGAAGGACAUUAAAAGCCCCCUGAAGGCUGUGCUGGAGGCAGUCGCUAGCAGGCAUCCUGACUGGACAGUCGGCCACCUUGCUACGCUGCUCAGGAAAAUGGAGCGCAAUGAUGCCGUUGCGGUUCUCACCCAGUUACAGAAUGAGAUGGCUGUAUAGCCAAGGUCACAAAUAGUUGGCUCAGGGUCCAGAUCUGGACCCAGACCUAUUACCAUAAAUGCGACAUAACUGUCUUGUUGGACUAUUUGUAUUUUAUUUAGUUUAACAUUUCCUAUAUUCAUUACUUUUAUGCCCAUUUACUAUUUUAUUACUAUGCAGAAUAUUUUUUCUGUGUUCAUACGUCUAUUGUAAACAUCACUGUAGACUUGUUUAUUAAUGUGUUAGUCUCAUUGUGGUCAGCAGAACGGUCUUAUACAUAUUCACAUUUGUUGGAGGUAAGCCUGUUGCUCUUGAAACGUUUCCCAUAAGUAAUACAUUGCGCUAUAUCUCUUUUUUGGUUUCAAAUCUAUUCUAUUUGAUUGAAUAAUAAAGGAACAGAAUUCUCUC